Messenger RNA from Aegilops tauschii subsp. strangulata, 1989 nucleotides. RefSeq lists its product as uncharacterized. The record is from RefSeq and is a predicted model, not a curated record. Lineage: Eukaryota; Viridiplantae; Streptophyta; Magnoliopsida; Poales; Poaceae.
UUUUUUAUUUUUUUGCAUAUAUACAAGGCGGUCGCUGGCUCCUGCAAUAUAAGUCGAUCUGCUUGGGGGACAGAUCGGCCUCAACAAUCAAUCAAUCAUGGAGAAAGAAUCGACCCAUGUUGACUGGGGAGGGGUUUUCUGGUUUAGCUGGUUUUCCUUCGUGAUUGGAGUUGGUGCAGGCGUGCUCCUGCUCGCCCUCAUCAACGCGUUCAGGAGUUCCUACUGGGACGUCUACUCCCUCGAGCUCACCGGCAUCGACGGCCGUGGCCAGCCGGCGGGGCUCAGCGCCCUGGCGUUCAACGUGACCCUGCACGCGGAGAACAGGCGGACGAAGUGGGUGGGCAACAGCUUCAGCGAUGGGAAGGUGGUGGUGUCCUACGCGGGCGUCGCGGUAGCGGAGGGCCGCGUGCCGGGCUUCAGCGUCGGGGCGAAGAGCGCGGCGGAGGUGGAGGCGGUGGCGCUAGGCGGCAAAGCUGCAGGCGUGGCGGACGCCGUGAGGAGGCGCGUGGAGGCCGAGCUGCGCUGGGACUCCGCGGAAUUCGACGUGGAGGCCAAGCUGUUCCGCAGCGGCGUCGGCCAGCAAGGUGGCCCCGUCGUGCUGUGGUGCAAGGUUGCAUCGCGUGUACUGCAUCAGCCGUCACGGUGCAGGACCUUCACCGACUUCAUGACUAGGGCAGACCAGGAGUUUUGACCGAUCUGCGUGCGUGCAGCACGAAUUCCCAGCGUAUGCGUCUGUUAUUUUCAUAUUCAUAGUUUUCUUCAAGAAAAGUAUGUUCUUGGUUCUUAAGUUUCUCAAAAGUAUAGACUUUCGCUUAAGAUUUUUAGGUAUAUAUUUGGCCUUUUUAAGUCUCAAAACCGGAUAAGUUUGGUUUAAAACCAGAUUUUGAGCAUGUUGACCAGGGUUUGAGCAGGUUUGAUUGAUAAACAGUAAAUUCAAAAAAUAGCAAAAAAUUUAUAAAAAAAACUGAAAUUUUGUGACAACAACAUGCUUGGGUGCGUUUGGUGCGUGUAAAUAGUUGUGGUCAAAUAACAUCCGAUGAGCUCUAUAAAAAAACAAACAAAUUUUGCCUUCUUUGUGAGCCAAAAUUAGUUUUUUUUUUGCCACGAACUCCUCGGAUGUCGAAAUACCACACAAAUUUUCACGCACCCGAGCAUCUUGGUUGCCACAAAAUUUUAGAGUUUUUUUUUGUUUUUUUGUUUUUUGCUAUUUUUUGAAUGUACUAUUCAUCAAUCAAACCUGGUCAACAUGGUCGUGGUCAAACCCUCUCAACGUGCUUAAGAUCUUGUUUUGGACCAAACUUUAGUUUUGAGACUUGAAGGACCAAAUGUAUACCAAAAAAUCUUGAGGGACCAAGUCUAUACUUUUGGGGAACUCGAGGGACCAAAAACAUUUUUUUUUCUUUUUCUUUAGGGGAAUAUGGGGUGCUUUAUUCAGAUAAAAUAGCUCCAGAAUCUGCUAUGAGGCUUGUUACAAGAAAACUACUCUCUCCGUCCCAUAACAUAAGACUUUUUUGAAAAUACACUAGAGUCAAAAAAGGUCUUACAUUAGUCAAAAAAGUCUAAAAUUAACGUCUUACUAUAUGACAGAUGGGGCCCGCCAGGCAGGCUGACGUGGCACUACUUAACAUCUCAGAUUUAACGGCAACGUUUGGUAAUGUGUGGCCCUAUGGGGGUCCACCUGUCAUUGGAAGGGAAAAAAGAGAAAAAAUUGGUUUUAGCCCGACUAGCGGGCCCCAUCUAUCAUAAAUACGCUUAACCGAGCUAAAGCCGCCGAUCAAUGUUAUUUGCAAAAAAGAUUACCGUAGACAUAGUGUUUUUUGCCAAAAAAAAUGUAAACUCGUGUUUUCUGCUAAUCUAGCCUUCAACAUGAUGGUUUUGUGCAAUUUACUGCCACACCGAACAAGUGGCCAAAAAAGCGAUGGGAAGGGGAUAAGCCGUAAGGAGAGGGGCCACCGGUCCACUCAAUGACGCGCCUCAGGUAUACGUGGC